GCCUUCAAAAUGAAAAUGUGUACGACUAGAGCACACGCUUCUGUUAUGAAUUGACUAGCAACCAGACAAAUACCGCUUAGAUAAAAUGGUUCGGGUACCGACGAUCAAAUUCAACAACGGCUUCAGUUUUCCCGUUAUCGGGCUGGGAACAUGGAAGUCACAACCAGGUCAAGUGACCCAAGCAGUCAGGGACGCGAUCGACUGUGGUUACCGCCACAUUGAUUGUGCCCAUUACUACCAGAAUGAGGGGGAAGUGGGACAGGCAAUCAAGGAAAAAAUCGCAGAAGGCGUUGUCAAAAGAGAUGACCUCUUCAUCACUAGCAAACUGUGGGCUACCUAUAUGAGACCAGAUUUAGUGGAACCCACACUUAGGUUGUCUUUGAAAAAUCUGGGAUUGGACUACUUGGACCUGUACCUUGUCCAUUGGCCAUGCGCUCUUAAGGAAGGAGAUAAUCUUAUGCCAUUUGGACCCGAUGGUGUAAGAGCUAUCUUCAGCGAUGUUGACUACCUCGACACAUGGAAAGCCUUUGAACAAGUCAACAAGAAGGGACUGGCCAAAUCCAUUGGUGUUUCCAAUUUCAACAAAAGGCAGCUGGAAAGGCUUCUGCAGAACUCAACCAUAGUACCAGUAACAAACCAGAUUGAGUGUCAUCCUUAUCUCAACCAAAAGAAACUAACCGCCUUCUGCAAAUCGAAAGGCAUCACGGUGACAGCUUAUAGCCCUCUUGGAUCCCCCGACAGACCCUGGGCGAAACCGGACGACCCUGUCCUCACACAAGACCCAAAAGUUUUAGCAAUAGCGAAAAAAUACAAUAAGACCCCCGCCCAAGUGAUUCUUAGGUACUUGGUUCAAAUUGGUGUGGUGCCAAUUCCAAAAUCCGUCACGAAAUCGCGUAUCCAAGAGAAUGUCAACAUCUUUGACUUUGAACUGGCUGCUGAAGAUGUCGCUGUCAUCGACACCUUCGAUUGCAAUGGAAGGGUUUGCGAAUUUGUGGAAGCCAUUGGCCACAAACACCAUCCCUUCGAGAACGACGAAUAUUGAGAGCCUCCACCCUCCUCCUACUAAAAUUUUAUACACACACUUCCUGUGAAAUUAAAAAAUACGCUGUAUUAAACUUUAUUUUUAUUAAA
This is a messenger RNA of Anoplophora glabripennis (Asian longhorned beetle), 1131 nucleotides long. Its product is annotated as aldose reductase. Gene Ontology annotation, molecular function: aldose reductase (NADPH) activity. The transcript has 5 exons. The coding region runs from base 86 to 1042 and encodes 318 amino acids. Gene Ontology annotation, cellular component: cytosol. The record is from RefSeq and is a predicted model, not a curated record. Lineage: Eukaryota; Metazoa; Arthropoda; Insecta; Coleoptera; Cerambycidae.